AUGUCGACCAGCACAUUCGUAACCAAAGGCGUGCGCGUGGCUAUUGAGGGCUGUGGCCACGGCACCCUCAACGCCAUCUACGCCGGUGUCAAGAAAUCGUGCGAGGAACGCGGUUGGGAUGGCGUCGAUUUGCUCAUCAUCGGCGGUGACUUUCAGGCCGUCCGCAAUGCCGCCGACCUAAACGCCAUGGCUGUACCCGCCAAGUACCGCGAGCUGGGAGACUUUCACGAGUACUAUAAAGGUACCCGCAAGGCUCCCUAUCUGACUAUUUUCAUCGCCGGGAACCAUGAGGCAUCUUCCCAUCUCUGGGAGCUGUACUACGGUGGCUGGGUGGCACCUAAUAUUUACUAUAUGGGCGCCGCCAACGUUCUUCGUUUGGGACCCCUGCGGAUAAUGGGUAUGAGUGGUAUCUGGAAGGGAUUCGACUACCGCAAGCCACACCACGAGCGGCUGCCCUUCAACGCCGAGGACGUGAGGAGCUUUUACCAUGUGCGCGAGAUCGACGUGCGCAAGCUACUGCAGCUGCGUACUCAGGUGGACGUUGGCCUCAGCCACGACUGGCCGCGGGCCAUUGAAAAGCACGGAAACAGCCAGCGCCUGUUCAAGAUGAAGCCUGAUUUUGAGCGGGAAUCGUACGACGGGUCGCUGGGGAACCCGGCUGCCGAAUACGUGCUUAACAGACUGAGGCCGCCUUAUUGGUUCUCUGCCCACUUGCACUGCAAAUUUGCCGCCAUCAAGGAGUUUCCGCCGGCGCAGGCCGGGCCGAGCAAGGUUCCUGAGUCGGAGCCUGAGCCCGAAUCUGAACCAGCGCCGGUCCCCCCGCUAGAAGUUGCCUUCAACCCGGAUGAAAUAGACCUUGACGUCGACGAUGGAGACGACUACCCGGUGGCCACAGCCAAAGCAGCAGCCACCACCGGAACUGGCCCAGAAACUCAGCAAACUAGCGAGCCCACCGCCACUACAACCCCCGAAACCGGACCUGCUGCUGCAACUGCCGAGACAGGAACUGACGAUACCGAAGCCCUCCGUGCUCAGCUCCCCGAAGCCUUCGCCCGGCGUGCCGUCACGACCACAACCCACCCCCGCACCGUCCCCGGCCAGCCCGUUCCCGAGACUAUCACUAACACGACAACCCGCUUCCUCGCCCUUGACAAGUGCCUUCCCGGCCGCAAAUUCCUCCAAGUCAUGGAAAUUUCCCCUUAUGAGGCAGGCCAGGCCCCCCCCCAGUCCCCAUCUCCGUCCAAGUCAGCAUCCAAAUCCAAAUCCCGCUCUCGCUCUCGCUCUCGCUCUCCCAACCAUCGUCUCCAACUCCAAUACGACCCCGAAUGGCUCUCCAUCAUCCGUGCCUUCCACCCCCUCAUCACCAUCGGUGACCGCACCGCCACCGUCCCCCCGGACGAAGGCGAAGCCGCGUACGCGCCCCUCAUCGCCGAACACCGCGCCUGGGUUAACGAGCACAUCGUUGAUGCCGGCCGUUUGGAAGUCCCCGAGAAUUUCGAGACGACCGCGCCCCCGCAUCGGCCCGAGGUGGAUCAGGAAGUCACCCAGGAUUUGCCGCGGGAGUGGACGAAUCCGCAGACGUCAACAUUUUGUGAGUUGUUGGGGGUUGAGAAUUUGUGGGAUGCGAGUGAGGAGGAAAGGAAGGUGAGGCAGGAGUUGGGGCCGGCGCCCGUGGAGUCUCGUGGGGGUGGAUAUGGAGGAGGUAGGGGAGGGAGAGGAGGACGAGGUCGGGGGAGAGGUGGACGGGGUGGUGGGAGAGGGUGGGGAGGACGUGGUAGAGGGGGGCGUGGGAGAUAG
This is a messenger RNA of Dichotomopilus funicola, 1797 nucleotides long. RefSeq names its product lariat debranching enzyme, C-terminal domain-containing protein. Gene Ontology annotation, biological process: mRNA splicing, via spliceosome. Gene Ontology annotation, molecular function: RNA lariat debranching enzyme activity. The record is from RefSeq and is a predicted model, not a curated record. The transcript is spliced from 2 exons. Gene Ontology annotation, cellular component: nucleus. The coding region runs from base 1 to 1797 and encodes 598 amino acids. Lineage: Eukaryota; Fungi; Ascomycota; Sordariomycetes; Sordariales; Chaetomiaceae.